Messenger RNA from Nymphaea colorata (pocket water lily), 3647 nucleotides. RefSeq lists its product as uncharacterized. Lineage: Eukaryota; Viridiplantae; Streptophyta; Magnoliopsida; Nymphaeales; Nymphaeaceae. Gene Ontology annotation, molecular function: transcription corepressor activity. Gene Ontology annotation, cellular component: nucleus. The record is from RefSeq and is a predicted model, not a curated record.
CUCCAUCUCUCUCUCUCUCGCUCGCUAUAAAUGGUCUCUCUCCUCCCUUCCCACAAAUUUCCAUCUCCCUCCUUAACCACUCCUCUUAAACAAGCGCCUUUGAUUCCUUCGUGUCCCCGACGCACCCUUCUUUUGAUUUGUUCCAUUUCUUUACGUUGUCCUGGACGUGAGAGUUCUGUUCAUGGAGGUUUACAGUAAGCUGGGCAGUGGAAUGCUUGUGGAUCUUAUGUGAAUUCGCCCGCCAAGUUGUUAACAUGAGUACAGAAGAUCUGUUUGAUGCCAACCUUUGACCGAAGCAUCUGUAACAUGGAUUAAUAUCGCAAGCCAUAUACGUUAUACUUUUGUUAUAUGCCUUCACAAUUGCUUUGAGAAUUGAGAAAGAGGUGCUUCUACAAUCUUCGCAAUUUUCACAGAUGCAGAUGGCUUCAUUAGAUCAUAAUGAACGCUCUGUUGAAUGUACAUCAACUGAGCCGGAGCAGGUGCUUUGUACUGAUUCACUUAAUCUGGAUGAUGCCUAUGGUACACCGGAAGUGCCUUCUCGAAUAGGAGAGCAAUACCAAGCAGAUAUUCCUGCAAUUGUGACAGAGGGAGAUUAUGUUCUGACAACACAGACUUGGAAUGACAUAGACUGCAGAGAUGAUAUUGAUGGAUUUCCAUGCAUGCAGCCAGCAGUUCCACUAGUCUGGGUUCAUUGCAAAACUGACAAUGUCAAGCAUGAAACACUAACAAGUUCAGCUACACUGGAAUCAUUGUACUUUGGUGAUGCAGGUGAAUGCAAAGAUGAUAUAAAAAAUGUUGCAGGAAGCAGUGAACGCUACCAUGUCAGGCAUCUGAAGACGUGUUCAUCUCAAUCUAUUCCAGAACUACAUGAUAAUCCACCUGUGAAAACUGAAAGUCUGGUGAAUGCUCCAUAUGAUUGUAACAAAGAGAAUCUGCCUACCAAUCUGCCUACCCAUGGGUCUCACUCACUAGAAAUGGAGAGUAACUCAUUCAUGCCAUGCCAGAAAAAUUCCUCAUUUGGCCAGACAUCAGAAAGCGGAAACCAGAAUAGCAAUCCAUUUUUAGAAGGACAAGGAAAAGGACUAGUUGAUUUGAGGAAUUGGCAUCUAGUGCCUGGUGAUUUAGGCGGGUCCUGGAAUGACAUUGAAUAUGAGGCUUUUCUUCUUGGUCUCUAUAUUUUCGGAAAAAAUUUUGUCCAAGUAAAAAAGUUUGUGGGGACUAAAAGUAUGGGUGAUAUUUUGUCUUUUUAUUAUGAAUUUUUUAAGACUGAUGCCCAUCGAAGAUGGUCCGAGUGUCAGAAAAUCAGAAGCAAACGGUCUAUUCAUGGGCAUCGGCUUUUUCAUGGUUUAAGACAACAGGAAUUACUUUCCCGCUUGAAUCCUCAUGCAUCAGAGAACUCCAAGAAAAUAUUACUAGAGACUUCUGAAGCAUACAAUGUGGGAAAAGUUUCACUUGAGGAAUAUGUUGCUACACUGAAGAUGAUAGUUGGAUUGGCGACACUAGUAGAGGCUGUUGGGAUUGGGAAAGGGAAGCAAGACCUCACAGGCAUCACAGCAGAACCUGCAAAGGUCAUCCAGCGAAGUGCUAUUCAUUCUGAAAUUCCAACUGGUAAAGCAUGCUCCUCCUUGACAUCUGAAGAAAUCAUCAAAUUUCUGACGGGAGGUUUUAGGCUAAGCAAAGCUCGGUCAAGUGAUCUAUUUUGGGAAGCUGUUUGGCCCCGUCUGCUGGCAAGAGGGUGGCACUCAGAGCAGCCUAAAGCAUCUGGUUCUCUUGGCUCCAAGAAUUCAUUAGUUUUCCUUGUUCCCAGCAUAAAGAAAUUCUCAAGGAGGCAUGUCAAGGGCACCCAUUACUUUGAUUCUAUUACUGAUGUCCUCAAUAAAGUAGCUCUUGACCCAAGUCUUCUCAAGAUUGAGACUGAUGAGGCUAAAGACAAUGGGGUCAAUGAAGAUGUAUGGGGUUCAGAUGCUCAGUUUGGUCAAGAUCGCCAUUGCUGUCUCCGACCAAGGCAGUCAAGUAGCAAUUCUGAGUUUGUCAAGUUUACCGUUGUAGAUACCAGCAUGGUUUAUGAGGAACCACAUAAGGUACGAGAAAUGAGAACUUUACCGAUGGACACUGAUAGCCAGUCCAGCAUUUCAUCAGGUACAAGUGACAGUGGUUAUAAGGAGCAGUCUCAGGCGCCUAAUUCAGUAGUCAAAAGCCUGAUUUGCUCAGGAUCUUCUUCCACCAAGUCUAGUGAUUAUUCAGAAAGGAGCUUGAAUAAGGGAGUGCAAUCCGAGCAUCCAGAAGGGCAGUCUCUCACUUCUGAGCAGAUAUCAAAAAAAGAUGAAAAGGUGGCAAGUGGGCCCACUUGUGUUCAAAAGAGAGAACUUUUUGCACUGGAAUCCAAGAAAGAAUGUCAUGAAUCCAGCCUUACCGUUGGGGGCUGCAGAGAAAAAUGCAGAGAAAAAUAUUUAUCUCCUGUCUCAAAGCGCCCGAGGAUUAACCCCAAUCUUGGAGAUAAUAAUCAAGAAGCCAAUGCGCUGACCAGUGCACUUGACAAAAAAGAAGGUGAACUCCAUUCCCAUUCAAAGUCAUUCAAUGAUAGUCAUCUUGGAAAUCCCACAAGUAAUCAUUCUCAGGCAACACUAGUUUCCAGUGCAAGCAAUAUUGGUCGAAGAUGUGAAACUACAGGAGAUGUCGACUUGGGCACUGAUGAUCUCAAAGAGACGGACAAAAGUUUUCGACGAGGUUUCAUUGAUCUGAACUUACCACAUUAUCCCUCAGAUUAUGAAAUGGAUGAAGAAUUUGAAACACAUGAAAUACCUUAUAAAGAUAAUGUCAAUGCUGGCUUAAGUGGAGAUUCAUUUCCAUGGGAAACAGAUCUGCAGAGCAAAAGUACCCCAUCAUUUGAACCCUCAGAUGGCUUGGGUAGUGCCAAGGAAUCCAUGAUGCAAGCUCGGAGGCAGAGCACCCGAAACCGUCCUUUGUCAACAAGGGCCUUGGAAGCACUUGCAUGUGGCUUGCUGGUUCCAAACCGUAGGACAAGGGGCACAAAAUCUGGAGCAGCAGAGAACUUAAUGUCUAGGUCAAGUCGAAGGAGGACGAAGUGCAUGGGAGUGCCAAGACGAACUAGUCCUCUUGCUUCGGGUAAUUGUGCCGAUUCUGUCAUGGACAAGAAAAAAGAGUUGAUGAGCGAGGUGGUGCUAGGGAAAUCAGAAGUUUAAUCUGAUCCAACACGGUACUGACUUGGAAGGAUUAUAUCAAUCUAAAAUUGUAGCUUGGAAACAUGAUCGGUCUUGCUAGCAAGGCUCUUGCUUUCUCUUGGUGAGAAAAAGAUGCAAGUCCCUGAAUGGUCUGCAAGUGAAGACAUUCUUCAUGCAGUCCAAGGAACUGGCACUGCUAUGAAUUGCAAUUCGAUUCCUUGGUUUGCGAUAACACACGUCCCACAGUUUCUUCUCUUUAAUAGCCACACAUUUUUUAAGUACCAUGCCCCAAAUGUAUGAAAAAUCAUGCUACCAGGCAAUAAAUAGUGCAAGGAAAGCUUCAGGUUUCUAUGUUCUUUGUGGGUAUUAGUGAACAAGUCUAGCCAAGUGCUGGUCCAUUUGAGAUGUAUGGCUCAAUUGCAACAAUGGAAUUCACCUGCAUGCUGGUGUAUCUUCAGUUUUCUA